AUGUACGGGGAUCUCGGGAACAAACUGAUCAUUGAGGCCAAACGGACUCAGCAGUUGCAAUCGCGGCGGAACGGUAUCCGUGACGGUACCGCGAACGUGUCCAUCCCGCAGUACAACGACGCACUCGUGCGUGGAAUCAUUGCAGAGGUUGAACAAAUACGUGAGAGUGGUGCCGGUGGUGAUGCAGCUGCUGGCCAAUGUGCACAUUUUGUCAAUCUACUGUGUUUGGAGAGAAACAAGAGGUGUCUUUUGAGUUACCACAAGAUGAGGAGCGAGAUCAUGGACGGGAUGGCGUGGGCGGGCACUGCAGGAGACGUGCUCAGCGGUGGCGGCGGUGCCACGGACAGCACGCUCUCUGACCAAUUGGGCAACCUGUCACACAGUGAGCAAAGUUACCUUCAACAGUACACGGACCUGCUGACGCAGAUGAAGAGUGCCCCCGCGUUCGCGGAUAUCGAUCUUGCCGGGUCGCUGACCCCCCCGAGCGAUAUCUUUAUUGACGUGCGGGUGCUGAAGGAUGCCGGUGAGAUCCAGACGGAGUACGGCACUUUCAAUCUCGUCAAAGACUCGCAAUUCUACGUGCGGCAAAGUGAUGUCGAAAGCCUCAUUCAACAGGGAUACCUCCAGAAGAUCUAA
Huiozyma naganishii CBS 8797 is the source of this 636-nucleotide messenger RNA. RefSeq names its product DNA replication protein PSF1 (gene PSF1). The transcript has a single exon. NCBI's taxonomy places the organism in Eukaryota, Fungi, Ascomycota, Saccharomycetes, Saccharomycetales, Saccharomycetaceae. Gene Ontology annotation, cellular component: GINS complex. Gene Ontology annotation, biological process: DNA replication; DNA strand elongation involved in mitotic DNA replication. The record is from RefSeq and is a predicted model, not a curated record. The coding region runs from base 1 to 636 and encodes 211 amino acids.